UUAAUAUUGAUAAGGGUUAACUUCCUUUUCUGGUUGUUCCUUUCUUUCUGCAGAGGGAAAACCGCAGGCUCCAAGAAGCAAGCAUGCGGCUGGAGCAGGAGAACGAUGACCUUGCCCAUGAGCUUGUAACAAGCAAAAUUGCCUUACGGAAUGAUCUGGACCAGGCUGAAGACAAAGCGGAUGUUUUGAACAAGGAACUUCUCCUGACCAAACAGAAGCUAGUGGAGACUGAGGAAGAGAAACGGAAGCAGGAAGAGGAAACUGCUCAGCUGAAGGAAGUCUUCAGGAAGCAGCUAGAGAAGGCAGAAUCUGAGAUCAAGAAAACCACAGCCAUUAUUGCAGAGUAUAAACAGAUUUGUUCCCAGCUGAGUACCAGGCUGGAAAAACAACAAGCGGCCAGUAAAGAUGAACUGGAGGUUGUGAAGGGUAAAGUGAUGGCCUGCAAACACUGCAGUGAGAUUUUCAGUAAGGAGGGGGCACUGAAGCUGCCUGCUGUAAGCACGGAGAAUAAAGGCAUAGAAACAGACGAUGAGAAGGAUGCACUGAAGAAGCAGCUGAGAGAGAUGGAGCUGGAACUUGCACAGACCAAACUGCAGCUUGUGGAAGCCAAGUGCAAAAUUCAGGAGCUGGAGCACCAGAGAGGAGCCCUUAUGAAUGAAAUCCAAGCUGCCAAAAACUCUUGGUUUAGCAAAACCCUGAACUCUAUCAAAACGGCCACAGGCACGCAGCCACCGCAGCAGCCUCAGCCGCCCCUGCCGCCCAAAGAGGGCAGUACAUAGUUGCAGCCAGACCCGAUACAAGAGCACAAAGAACAACACAACUGAAACCCUGGAGGAUUCUUCCAGUGGUCUCUCCUCUUGGGGAAAGGACAAAAGGCAGGAGUGCAGGCUUGAAGUGAAAUUCUUCGGUGUUUUUCAUUCAUUCUGAUGUGACCCUUUUCAAAGGGGGAAAAAAAUAAUUCCUGUUUUAUGUUGAAUUCUUACUUCCCAAACUGCCUUGCUGAAAGCCAAGUUCUGAUACCUUCAUACUUUUACACUUUAUUUUAUAUGACUAGAUGUUAAAUAAAUACUUCAAAACUAGGUCUUUAAUACAUGACUAUUCAAAAUUAUUUUUAUCUUGCAUAGAAGGUUCUUCUGGA
This is a messenger RNA of Fulmarus glacialis (Northern fulmar), 1138 nucleotides long. Its product is annotated as rab GTPase-activating protein 1-like, isoform 10. The record is from RefSeq and is a predicted model, not a curated record. The transcript has 6 exons. Bases 84 to 779 code for a protein of 231 amino acids. Lineage: Eukaryota; Metazoa; Chordata; Aves; Procellariiformes; Procellariidae.